This is a messenger RNA of Phycomyces blakesleeanus NRRL 1555(-), 705 nucleotides long. RefSeq lists its product as hypothetical. The transcript is spliced from 2 exons. The record is from RefSeq and is a predicted model, not a curated record. Bases 1 to 705 code for a protein of 234 amino acids. Lineage: Eukaryota; Fungi; Mucoromycota; Mucoromycetes; Mucorales; Phycomycetaceae.
AUGAGUAAACUGUGGGCACGGCCAAGUCGAGUUCAUUUGAUACAGUUGAUUCAUGGUUUCAACUCUCUCAUAUCGAUUGUAUGGGCAGGGAUAUUAAUCGGAGCCGCUACCAAGAUAAACUUAUUCACGACAACCGCCGCUGCCUUAAGUGGUCUUGGAAACUAUAGUGGAUUCGCUUACCCGGCUACCUUUGUCUACAUGCUGGUUCCUGCAGUGUGUUCAGUCGUAUUAAGUUUGAUCCUCGCCUUUGAUCCCAGCCCAGGGUAUACAUUUUGGAAGCCAUCAAAGACAUUAACGGUUACUAUUGGGUGCUUUGGAAUCGCAUCCUUGAUGUCGGCCUUGUUGCCUCUAGUGCCUGGCGCGGAUGUGAUAACAACCCCAGAUUCAGCUUUAGAUUGUACUUGGACCAAUUACAUGACAUGGAAGGUUAUCUUUGGAAACAUAGGAGCGUUUCCUUGGGUGUCGGCUAUGGACACCGCUUGUUCCUGUUUUCAUGCAGCCGAUAUAUUUGCUUGGAUAAUUGGGUUUGUCUGGCUUGGGCUCACUGGUCUUUAUUGUUAUCGAAUUCGCACAGCCAUAAAUUAUGUUUCCAAUUCUGGCAAAACUGAAGCACCCUUUGACUCCAAAUCAACUGCAUGGCCUAUGGCAACUCUCACUUCUCCUACAAAUGACAGCACAAAGUAUGAAGUUCCUGACAAAUACUGA